GUCAACGGAAGUGUGUGUGUGUGUGUGUGUUUGUUUACCAUGCAAACCAUAUUUGGUGUUUGAAAGCUUUUGCACUGGUUACACGGAGAGGAUACACACCAGAAAUCCGUGUUCUUUACACUAAUAGACUAAACACUAAUAGACAGCACUUCUACAUUUUGUUUUCUAUAAGAGACUAUUCAAUUUAUCAGUGCAGGAGUACAAGUGAAAGUGAAAGCAAGAUGAAGAUUGCAGUGCUUGGAGCUACAGGACAGACCGGGCAGAAUCUGGUAAACCAGGCUCUCCAGCAGGGACACAGGAUCACAGCUAUCGUGAGGAAUCCUUCUAAACUGACAAUAAACCAUGAGAACCUUAAGGUGGUCGAAGCAAACAUUUUUUCUACAGAAAGUCUGAAGCCACACUUUGAAGGACAGGAUGCUGUUAUGUCAUGUCUUGGAUUCGCACCAUCUCUUUUCUCUGGUAUCACCGGCUACACUGAGUCUAUGACGGCAACCCUCGAUGCAAUGCGAGAAGUCAAAGUGAAUCGAAUCAUUGCAAUGACAUCAUGGUACACGGAACCUAAUUCAGGGAGCAACAGUCCUUUCUACAUUCGCUUCAUGCUGCUGCCAAUAAUUCGUAGUGUUUUGAACAACAUGUAUGAGAUGGAGAGGCUUUUGGAGAAGACUGAGGACUUUAAAUGGACCGUUGUCAGGCCGCCUGGGCUGCAGAAUACUCCAGUUACAGACAAAGAAUUCCAGACCCAUGAAGGUUACUAUGUCCCUGAUGAGAAUGGUUUCCCUGUUGGCCAGACUGUGUCAAGAUCAGACGUGGCACGUUUCAUGCUGUCUCUGCUCAGCAGCAACACCUGGAUAAAGAAGGCAGUUUCUAUCAUCACUAAGUGAAGUGGAAGCAUGUUUUAACUAACGUAAGCAGAUGAAUUUAAAAACUUUUAAAUACAUUUACAUUUGCUAUUUUUAUUUUGUUUACAUGUCCUGUUAUCCUGAUGAGAUUUUAUUAUAAAUUCUCCAUAUUUAGAAAUUUGCAGCUUGUUAGAGCAGGUUGAAAAAUGGUUAGAUCUAUAUGAAACGUUAAAAUGUCCUUUACAAUUAAACCAAAUUGAAAACACCAGCAUUUUAUCACAGUCUGUUAUCCACACUUCUUAAAGUAAAUAUAUGUUUAUAUAUACAGUAGUUAUUAUUCUCUGCUGCUGUUGUUGACAGAGAAACAAUUGCUGUUUUAAUAACUUUUUAAGAAACAUAACCUGCCCUUAAAUUAUUAAAGAUUUGAGCAGACACAACACAUGUUGUGUGUGUUUGGGGGAAACA
Tachysurus fulvidraco (yellow catfish) is the source of this 1304-nucleotide messenger RNA. RefSeq names its product flavin reductase (NADPH)-like. Lineage: Eukaryota; Metazoa; Chordata; Actinopteri; Siluriformes; Bagridae. The transcript is spliced from 5 exons. Bases 222 to 881 code for a protein of 219 amino acids. The record is from RefSeq and is a predicted model, not a curated record.